AUGCGUCCUGGGGCCAUGUCUCCUGGGGACCCUCUUGUCUCCACAUGUAAGCACCAGGCUCCUGACUCAUCUCAGCAGAUAUCAGGCCUGGAGGAAUAUUCUGUAGCCCUGGACAAUGAUGAGGCAGCUGAAAUUCCCGAGCCGAGUGGUCCUGGCCCUGAUCAAUCACGGGCUAUUGAAACAGAAGAUGGAAUGUGGGUUUUGGCAGAAGGACUGGGAGAGCAGGGCGUUGAGGAAGGCAACCAGGGAGCUUGGAACAGUGGCAGCUUCCUGGUCCCCUACAUCAUCAUGCUCAUCGUGGAGGGAAUGCCGCUCCUGUAUCUGGAACUGGCGGUGGGGCAGCGCAUGCGGCAGGGCAGCAUCGGCGCCUGGAGAGCCAUCAGCCCCUACCUCAGCGGUGUCGGGGUCGCUAGUGUGGUGGUCUCCUUCUUCCUCUCCAUGUACUACAACGUCAUCAACGCCUGGGCCUUCUGGUACCUCUUCCACUCCUUCCAGGAUCCCCUGCCGUGGUCAGUCUGCCCGCUGAACAGCAACCUCACGGGCUACAACGAGGAGUGUGAGAAGGCUUCCUCCACACAGUACUUCUGGUACAGGCAGACCCUCAACAUCUCGCCAUCCAUCCAGGACAACGGGGGUGUGCAGUGGGAGCCAGCGCUGUGCCUCAUUCUGGCCUGGCUCGUGGUGUAUCUGUGUAUCCUGCGAGGCACUGAGUCUACCGGCAAGGUGGUGUAUUUCACUGCGUUGAUGCCCUACUGCGUGCUGAUCAUCUACCUGAUCAGGGGCCUCACGCUCCACGGAGCCACCAAUGGCCUGAUGUACAUGUUCACUCCCAAGAUGGAGCAGCUGGCCAACCCCAAGGCCUGGAUCAAUGCAGCCACCCAGAUCUUCUUCUCGCUCGGCCUGGGGUUCGGCAGCCUGAUCGCCUUUGCCAGCUACAACGAGCCGUCCAACGACUGCCAGAAGCAUGCUAUCAUCGUGUCCCUCAUCAACAGCUCCACCUCCAUAUUCGCCAGCAUCGUGACCUUCUCCAUCUAUGGCUUCAAGGCCACUUUCAACUAUGAAACCUGCUUGAGCAAGGUGAUUCUGCUGCUGACCAAUUCUUUUGACCUGGAAGAUGGCUUUUUGACAACUAGCAACCUGGAGCAGGUGAAGGACUACUUGGCGUCCUCCUACCCUAGCAAGUACAGCGAGGUGUUGCCACACAUUAGAAACUGCAGCUUGGAGUCGGAGCUGGACACGGCUGUCCAAGGCACUGGCCUGGCUUUCAUCGUCUACACUGAGGCCAUUAAAAACAUGGAGGUGUCCCAGCUGUGGUCGGUGCUCUAUUUCUUCAUGCUGCUGAUGCUGGGCAUUGGGAGCAUGCUGGGGAACACGGCAGCCAUCCUCACCCCUCUGACCGACAGCAAGGUCAUUUCCAGACACCUGCCCAAGGAGGCCAUCUCAGGUCUGGUGUGCCUCAUCAACUGUGCCAUCGGCAUGGUGUUCACCAUGGAGGCCGGGAACUACUGGUUUGACAUCUUCAAUGACUACGCAGCCACGCUGUCUCUGCUGCUCAUCGUUCUGGUUGAGACAGUCGCCGUGUGUUACGUGUACGGGCUGAGGAGAUUUGAAAGUGACCUGAAGGCAAUGACCGGCCGAGCUCUCAGCUGGUACUGGAAGGUCAUGUGGGCCGGCGUGAGCCCGCUGCUGAUCGUCAGCCUCUUUCUCUUCUACCUGAGCGACUACAUCCUCACGGGCACCCUGCAGUACCAAGCCUGGGACGCCUCCCAGGGCCAGCUUGUGACCAAGGAUUACCCCGCAUAUGCACUGGCUGUCAUUGCGUUGCUCGUGGCCUCCUCCGCCAUGUGCAUCCCACUGGUGGCCCUGGGGACUUUCGUCUCGCGCCGCCUCAAGAAAGGAGACACAGCCCCCGUGGCCUGAGAUCUGGGCUCCCCAGCCGCUCACUGUGUUCCAGCCACUAUUGACAGGCUAAACCUCCUCGGCUGCUUUUUAAAAUAUCUCAGCCAGAAG
Molecule: messenger RNA, 2010 nt
Organism: Carlito syrichta (Philippine tarsier)
Lineage: Eukaryota; Metazoa; Chordata; Mammalia; Primates; Tarsiidae
Gene: SLC6A20
Product: solute carrier family 6 member 20
Exons: 12
Coding region: 1-1920 (639 amino acids)
Biological process (GO): sodium ion transmembrane transport
Cellular component (GO): plasma membrane
Molecular function (GO): L-proline transmembrane transporter activity
Source: RefSeq, a predicted model, not a curated record